Molecule: messenger RNA, 735 nt
Organism: Megalops cyprinoides (Indo-Pacific tarpon)
Lineage: Eukaryota; Metazoa; Chordata; Actinopteri; Elopiformes; Megalopidae
Exons: 5
Coding region: 1-735 (244 amino acids)
Biological process (GO): positive regulation of T cell activation; antigen processing and presentation of exogenous peptide antigen via MHC class II; peptide antigen assembly with MHC class II protein complex
Cellular component (GO): MHC class II protein complex
Molecular function (GO): MHC class II protein complex binding
Source: RefSeq, a predicted model, not a curated record
AUGCUGAUCGUUUCCUUACUUUAUUUGUUUUUGUUUUGGAAAGAAGUCUCUCCAUGGACAGAUUACCAGACAGUGAAUAUUCUGGCUCUCACAAGACUAAAGAACAAUGGCUUAAUAGACCAGGAGGUGGUGGUCCUGGUGAACGAUGCCAUAUUCGCCUACUUCGACAGUGGAAAUAAAACUUUUGUUUUACGCCCCAGUGCCAGCGCGGGUUUCAGUGUACUUGAGGAUUCAGAGCGUAAGUUCUGCAUGGAUGAGGUUCUGCAAGGAUUUUCCCGCCAAAAGGAGUAUCUCGACAAGCUGAUAACGGAAACCAAGGCCACUAAGCCUCCAAAAGUGAGCCCCUCUAUCAAUGUGUACUCCCAGUUUCCUGUGAUACCUGGGGACCCCAUCUACCUCUACUGCUAUGCCACCGGGUUUUACCCGGGAGACAUCAAGAUGACGUUUCUCCAAAAUAGACAUCCAUUCCCAGGCGAGGCAGUGACUUCUGACCUGGUGUAUGGGGAAGACUGGUCAUUCCGGGUCUUCAAAUACGUGGCCAUCUCCCCAUUGCCUGGUGAAGAGUACUCAUGCAAGGUGGAACACAGCAGUAUGAAAAAGGCCAAGACAGUCAUCUGGAGGCCUACUCAACAGAGCAGUUUACCAUCGUGGGUUUUGGUUGUGUGUGAGGUUUUUGGUGGAUUUGCUGUUGGAAUCAUACUGCAGAGAAACAUGAUAAAGAACUACCCAUGCUAG